AUGUAUGUGAGAAGUAUUAGUAAAGAAAUAACGAAAAGGAUGUAUAAUUCUUUUGGACACAGAAUUAUGAUGAUGAGUUUAAAAAACAAAACAACAAAUGAAAUAUUAAAUCCAAGAAGAUAUAUAGUGUCAUAUACAAAAGUGCAUAUGACUCAUUAUCUGGAAGAUUAUUAUACUAACCCAGAAAUUGCUACAAAUAUGAUUUCUCCUAUGUCUGAGUAUAUCUGGUGGAGUUGGCUACUUCUUCAAGGUGUAAUUGUUUUUGGUACUUUAUUUCAUUCCAAUUAUUAUUUUACUGGAAAGGCCUUGCCAAAGGUUCAAGGAAAUUCCCAACUAUGUGAGGAUUCAUGGUGA
Molecule: messenger RNA, 354 nt
Organism: Plasmodium gaboni
Lineage: Eukaryota; Apicomplexa; Aconoidasida; Haemosporida; Plasmodiidae
Exons: 2
Coding region: 1-354 (117 amino acids)
Source: RefSeq, a predicted model, not a curated record